AUGAGAGGAAGAACUGAACGUAAACCAUUGGGCGCCAAAGACACCAAUAUCCAUGGUGUUUCGCGGUCUACGUCCCCAUACAAAUUCAACAGCUCCAAGUCGCGCUCCGGAUCUCUGUCGCCUAUUCGGUUGGACAAAUCGUCUCCUUCAAAGUUUGACAGCAGCGAGUCGCUCGCCUCUGGAUUGGUCAGACUCUCGCCAGGCAAAAGGCCAUCUGGAGGGCUGAACUCGCCAACAAAGAAGCAUAGAGCGCACAAAGAGUUCCAAAUUUACGAGGAUCAGACGAACUACAGGGAUGCUCUUGACUCGCUCGAGUCAAUGGCAGUGACAAACGUGGAGAACAAGGAGAACGAGAACCCCCGCAACAACGUGUCUAAAGAUAUCGAGAACCGUUCGCCACAACGGUUGUCUACAAAACGUUCCGCAUUGACAGAUUUGCGGAUCCACCAGUUUCCGGGCUAUAUUCAGACUUUUGAGACCAACGAGGCUGGAAGAACAGGGAUUUUGGCUCCAAAGCACCAGCUCACACAGGGAUUUAUGAUAAACACAGCUGGGGUAAACACUUCGACCAAAAGGACUGCUGUUCCGUCGUUUGUGACGCCGCCUAAGAAGAACCGCAUCCAUUACAAGUACAUCGAGUCGCUCAACAAGGUCGACCAGACCAGACCCGUGCGGUCGCGCACAGACCUUGACGUCCACGAAGUGCGGAAACUCACUUUCGACCUGCAUGACGACUCGAUAGCGAGAUACCAAGACGCGCAAAAAAAAUAA
Messenger RNA from Ogataea parapolymorpha DL-1, 771 nucleotides. RefSeq lists its product as uncharacterized. The transcript has a single exon. The record is from RefSeq and is a predicted model, not a curated record. The coding region runs from base 1 to 771 and encodes 256 amino acids. Lineage: Eukaryota; Fungi; Ascomycota; Pichiomycetes; Pichiales; Pichiaceae.